AUGGCAACCGAUCAAGUCCAGAAUCGCGAGAAGGAAAACCCAUGGGACGAGUGGGAGACGGAAUCCAUGAGUCCGCUGCUUGUGACCUCUGUGGCCGACGUGGUUCCUGAAACUCGAUCCGAAAUCAUCGAGAAGAUUGAGUCUGGCCUGGUCCAUGUCAAUCGCUUCAUCAAUACCCCAGUCAUAAUCAAGUAUGGGGUCAGCUUCGUUUUGCAGUCGGGUGCUUCCCUAGUGAGAUCCUCGAAAUCGGUUCGAUCGGCGGACAAUGUCGCAGCAUCCGCCCGAGCUUCUGCAGAGGCCACUCGACAUCUGGCACUGGUCCUAUCCGAUGCUCCACUAGAUAAGAAGAAUCAGCUUGGCUGGGAGCCUUACCGCCUGAAGCUCGAACAAAAGCAAAAGCAGAUGAAUGAAGGCCGACAGCGGGAUCGCAAAGCACACUGGUCGGAGUCGACUUGGGAGUUGGUACAGACCGCCGCGCGCUUGUCGAAGGAAGUCUACAACAAAUACCCCAUGUCGGAAGGAAUCAUAUUCGAGGCACAAGGAGACUCGAAAGCCACAAUCGUAACCUCUCAGAACCACAAUGGCCAUGGUUUAUUGGUUGUCGCCAUUAAAGGCAGUGAGUCUCGAGAUGACUGGUUGCUCAACUUCAACGGUGAGCCGACGGAAUCUCCCUACUCCAAGAAGCUCUUGGAUGGAACGAUGAAGUGGCAUAAAGGUUUCCUUCACGUCGCGUCCGUGAUGGACCCCACGAUCGUGGCAGCCAUCAAAGAUGUGAGGAACGAACAGCCCGAUAUCAACACCAUCCUCUUCACGGGACACUCUGCUGGGGGUGCCAUUGCCCAGAUUUUUCUGGCCGCAAGCAAUUCGCCAGGCACGGAAUGCUACAAGGCCGUGGCAGGCUGCAGUGUCUCCUGCAUCACGUUCGGAUGUCCACCGGUGGCAAGCAAGCCGAUUCCACCAGCAGGGUCCGGUGAAUUCAUCGCGGUCAUCAACGACGAUGACCCGGUGCCUCUGGCCCAAGAAGCGUACAUCAAGACCCUCAUCGACGUCUACACCCUCGACAAGAAGAGCUUCAACGAGAAACACAAGCCGAACAGCGGUGCAGCCAUCCAUCCGGAGCCUGCACUGCGAGUCAGUGGUGAUUGCAUCGUGCUGAAGGACGUCGAUCCGGACGCGGAAGACGAUACAAGUGGCUAUGAGGCGCUGGAAGUCCCGUCGGAAGACAUCGAGAAAAGCUUGUUUGGCAACCCGCUAGCCCAUAUGAUGGAUGAGUAUCUGCGCCGACUGGCGGCUAUAGCCUCUCAAUACCGGGGUGGGAGCUAG
Molecule: messenger RNA, 1323 nt
Organism: Exophiala bonariae
Lineage: Eukaryota; Fungi; Ascomycota; Eurotiomycetes; Chaetothyriales; Herpotrichiellaceae
Exons: 5
Coding region: 1-1323 (440 amino acids)
Biological process (GO): lipid metabolic process
Source: RefSeq, a predicted model, not a curated record